Molecule: messenger RNA, 1121 nt
Organism: Manihot esculenta (cassava)
Lineage: Eukaryota; Viridiplantae; Streptophyta; Magnoliopsida; Malpighiales; Euphorbiaceae
Product: polyadenylate-binding protein 1
Exons: 6
Coding region: 145-771 (208 amino acids)
Molecular function (GO): RNA binding
Source: RefSeq, a predicted model, not a curated record
CUCUCCCCAUCCACCGAGUCCAUUCCGCAGGACAUUACCCAUUUCAAGCUUAGCUAGGUUAAAGGUUUUUUUUUUCCCAAAUUGAACCUCAAAUGCUUAGCGGUUAGUACUCAAUUCUGAUAUACGCAGGAGUAGUAGAGAGAGAUGGAUCAACACGAAGAGCAAGAGCAUGAGGAUUACGGAAGUGAAAUCCCUGGCGAGGGAGAGAUGGACGCCGAUAUCGACAUGUCUUCGAGGCCUGAAGAAGAUGAGGACCACGGCCAUAACUCCAAGGAUUUGGAGGACAUGAAGAAGAGACUGAAGGAGAUCGAAGAAGAAGCUGGCGCUCUCCGCGAAAUGCAGGCUAAAGUUGAAAAGGAGAUGGGUGCUGUCCAAGAUUCCUCAAGUGCUUCUGCAACUCAGGCUGAAAAAGAGGAGGUGGAUUCCCGCUCUAUCUAUGUUGGUAAUGUAGACUAUACUUGUACUCCUGAAGAAGUGCAGCAGCAUUUUCAAUCCUGUGGAACAGUGAACAGAGUGACAAUUUUGACUGACAAGUUUGGUCAACCAAAAGGAUUUGCUUAUGUUGAAUUUGUUGAGGUUGAUGCUGUUCAAAAUGCCCUUUUGUUAAAUGAAUCCGAACUGCAUGGCCGUCAGUUAAAGGUCUCUGCUAAGAGAACCAACAUUCCUGGAAUGAAGCAAUAUCGUGGGAGGCGCCCCAACCCUUAUGGGUUCAGAUCCCGAAGACCAUUCAUGUCUGCGUCCCCCUUCUAUCCCCCAUAUGGCUAUGGGUAGAAGGGUUCCAAGGUUCAGGCGACCUAUGCGUUACAGGCCAUACUAAUAAGCAGUACCCACCAAUUUGAGAAGAUCAUUGGUUCAUGUUAUUAGGAGGGACAGAAAGACUUGUAUCAUCAUUUGCAUGGGGAAGGCCGUUCUGAUUUUUCCCAAAUUUUAAUAGCUUGCAGGAGUGCUGGGAUAUUGUGCAUCAAACAUAUUCCAUGACACAAAGUUUGACAAUUCUCAUAGCAGCUAGCAAAACUAGGCUAUGUUCAUCCCUAAUCACCAUGCCCAGUCCAAGCAAGCUUUGUUUCAGUGUUCCUCCCGUAGUGGUUGAUCUUAGUGGGAGACCACCGCGUUCACCGUCC